This is a messenger RNA of Kwoniella mangroviensis CBS 8507, 1773 nucleotides long. RefSeq lists its product as uncharacterized. The record is from RefSeq and is a predicted model, not a curated record. The transcript is spliced from 3 exons. Lineage: Eukaryota; Fungi; Basidiomycota; Tremellomycetes; Tremellales; Cryptococcaceae. The coding region runs from base 1 to 1773 and encodes 590 amino acids.
AUGGCUACCUCCAGCUCAAGCUACAGCAACAUCCCUCGCUCACAAUCAUUAACCCACACUCCUUGUCCUCUCCAACUCACAAGUACACCAGUCAGAUCACAAAGUGUAUCCACAGGUAACAGUGGUUCAAUCAAGUCUGAAAGGAGAUUGUCAAGGAAAUUACCUCCGGCAUGGACAGAGAGUUUAGAGAACCUAGCUCGAACCUCACCUCCAACAAGUACAAGAUCAAUUGAUAAUUUUUCUAUCUCUAUUUCACCCAUGUCUAAGACAUCUCAAUUACCUAUCCCUGAAUUAGAAGAUUCGGUCACUACCCAAAUCGGUGGUAAUGGUGAUUCCAAUGAAAAUCAAGCAAGACCAUAUGUUUUGGAUGUAGAUACUCCACAACAGCCGAUGAUCGACAAAUCAGCAUCCUCAUUUUCAUCUGGAUCCACCUCAGCGAUGGCAAACAAUCAUGGCUCAAGCAAAAGUACAAAAACGAUUCAUCCUACUUCGAUCUCUAUGACAAAUCAACAAACUCAUUCUUCUUCUUCAUCAUCUUCUACAUCGCAAUCAGUCAAUAUGGGAUUUCUCAAAUCAUCAUCAUCUUCUAGAUCCGAUAUCCUUCUUACUCCCCAAUACCAUACAAGCAAGUUGCGCGAUAGGGGUUCGAUCGAUUCUACCAAUACAACCUCAUCUUAUGCUACAGGUUUUGGUUCAUCUCGUCGAAGGCGAAGGGAUGGAUGUGGUAGUGCAUCAUGUGAAACUUGGUCAUUAUUCGAUGAAGUGAAAUUUGAAGAUUCUUCAUCUACCAAAUCCAAAUCAACAGGUAAGAAAUCUGAAAAGAAACCCAAAGAAACAUCUAAAGAGAAAAAAGAAAGGAUCAACCAGGAGAAGUUGUUAUUCGAUGAAGAUAGGUUACCAACGCAGAAGAUGUUAUUUGAAGCUAGUUUGAUGGAAGUUGUUGAUGAUAAAGGAAAGAAAGUGAGAUUUGGAGAUUUGGUGAGGAAUCGAAAGACUAUAGUGAUUUUCAUUAGACAUUGGUACUGUCCACUUUGCGCACAAUACAUGAAUUCGAUCCUCGCCGAAGUGAGCUUGGAUGCGUUAGAAGAGGCCAAUACAGAUUUGAUCAUCAUUGGUAAUGGGUCUGAUAAGAUGUUGGAUGGAUAUAGGAAUAAAUCGUUCCGAUGUCCAUUCAAGAUGUACACCGACCCGACCCUCGCUUUAUACCGAGCUUUGGGUCUUACUCGUCAAACGGGUGAUGGAGGAGAUAACGAUUCCAAGGGUGAUUAUCUAGUCCAAUCAGCGAUGGAAUCUACCGUUCAAACCGUCAAGCGGGCCACCAAGAUGCCAUUGAGGAAUCCAGGUCAUUUCACUCAAUUAGGUGGUGAAUUCAUAUUUGAUGGGACAUUGAAUUGUCUAUUCACACAUCGAAUGACUACCACGAGAUCACAUAAACCCAUUAGGGAUAUUUGCGAAGAAGCUGGUGUCAGAUUGGAAUUUAUACAUUACGAACCGGGAUUACCCCCUCCACCCGUACAUAGACAUUCCUUCUUCGGUAUCAACAAACCACACCAACAGCAAGUGGGAUUGGAAGGUGAUGAUUGGCAGAUGGAGAGGGAUCAAACGAUCAAUCGGAUCAAAGCUCUCAAAGCUGCUAGAAGAGCUAAUCCAGCGAUCGAUCUCCAAGAUACGAGAUCCAGAGUUGUAGAUCAUGUGAAGAUCGUGGGUCAGGAUUUGGAUGAACGUGAGGAUGAGGUGGUAUUGGGUUUCAGUGCGUUAGGAAUUGCUACGUAG